Messenger RNA from Aspergillus uvarum CBS 121591, 1323 nucleotides. RefSeq names its product flavin monoamine oxidase family protein. Lineage: Eukaryota; Fungi; Ascomycota; Eurotiomycetes; Eurotiales; Aspergillaceae. The transcript has 5 exons. Gene Ontology annotation, molecular function: oxidoreductase activity. The record is from RefSeq and is a predicted model, not a curated record. The coding region runs from base 34 to 1323 and encodes 429 amino acids.
GAUGCGCGGGUGCCAAAAAUCACGUUGGAACACAUGACGCAGGACUAUAUUCAAGAAUCUCAGGGAAAGUCUAAGUCUCCUAUCCCACGAUUUGUAAAGCGCAUCCUUGACAAAAUACCAAUACAAGACCACUACGAUGUGAUUGUCUUCGGUGCCGGUUUCGCGGGUCUCACCGCAGCCCGCGAUCGCAUCGGCGGGCGCACCUGGACGGCCCAAGUACACGGGGAGGAGAUCGAGAUGGGCGGCACCUGGGUGCACUGGAAUCAGCCGCAUCUCUACGCCGAACUGCAUCGUUACGGACUACACCGGAACCUGAAGACCUCAGCGGGGACCUUCGCGCCCCAUGAGCAAUUGUUCAAGUCGUCAGGCGCGGCGGUGGAGAAGGUUUCCUCUGAGAAAUACGGGCCGGCACUCGAGCGCGUGGCGCAGAGGGUCUUCGCGAUCGAUGAAUUGGACAGUCGCGCCUUGAUGCCGUAUCCCCAUGACCCGCUGCGGGCACCCUCACCGUGGAAGCGAUACGAUAAUCUCAGUGUGCAGGACAGGAAGGAGUUGUUCGCGUCCAACGUCAGCACGUUCGGCAGUGCCCCGGCGAAGGAGACAGGGUUCACCGAAGCACUGCGCUGGUUUGCACUCGGGGGCCACAGCAUGGCGGGGGUGUUCGAGCUGGCAGGGAAUUACAAGCUGGGACGAGGCGGGAUGACCUCCCUUGCUCGGGCAAUUCUGAGCGAGUAUGUCGGGGACAUCAGUUUCGGCACGAUUGUCGCAGAAAUGAGCCAUGUGCUGGAUGGGGUUGAGGUGCGCACGCAGGACGGACGGAGGUUCGGGGCUGGCGCUGUGGUCUCCACGAUUCCACUGAACUGCCUCGGCGACGUCCAAUUCAACCCUCCGCUCUCGCCCCUUCGCCAAACCGCCUUCGUCUUUGCGUUCUCGGAUCACAACGGCACCCAGCCUUCGGAAUCAUCGGGCACUUGGUGCAUAGGUUUCGGAUACAACGGACAUUUGACCCAGAAGACUGACAGUGAGUACAUCGUGCAGAGGUUCAAGCGGGAUAUUAAGCCCGAUGUCACCGUCGAGGCGUAUGCGACCCAUGACUGGAUGAAUGACCCGUAUGCCAAGGGCGUGUGGGCCUGCUGGGGCCCCAACAGUGCUUCGGUCCAUCUGCAAGAGCUCCAGAAACCGCACGGACGCAUUCUUUUCGCAGGCGCGGACUGGGCGGAUGGUUGGCGCGGCUUUAUUGAUGGAGCCAUCGAGCGAGGCCAGGUCGCUGUUCGGGAUACUGUGCAGCUGUUGAAGGAGACUUCCACGGUGACUGCCAAACUGUAG